UAAAGAGCGAGAAAAAAUCGUGAAAAAGGGCAAAAAGAAAAAAAACGUAAGAGAAAUGGGAAUAGUGGCAGGGAUCGGAGUUCUAUUGCCAUUUCCGUUCUACUGGUGGCUAUGGACGAAUCCUCAGUCUUGGGUGAAUCUCUGCGGACAUGGAAGAGACCCAUCGAUGGUGAUGGCGCGUGUUUCCCACGUGCUCAAGGCUGCUCAAAUUCUCUCUCUCUUCUCCGUCGCCUCUCUCUCCUGGCCGCCUCCGCUCUACUUCUGGCCUCUCAUGGCCUUUGGCCAGUUUCUCAACUUCAGGGUAUAUCAACUGCUAGGUGAAGCUGGAACUUAUUACGGUGUUAGAUUUGGGAAGACAAUACCGUGGGUUACAGAGUUCCCAUUUGGAGUCAUCAGAGAUCCGCAGUAUGUUGGGAGUAUCAUGUCUUUAUUGGCUUGCCUCUCUUGGAUUCCAUUCCAAUACAUCCUCCUCUGGUGCCUCGGUUAUGUUUUCAUGAUGCUUGUAGAAUCAAAAGAGGAUCCAAGUGCUCGUGCCAAAUCCGUCUCCUGAUUCCUCUGCAUAACCCACUAGUUAGAAGAGCUUAACUUCCAUGAAAGCCAGGUCCUUUAUUUACUAUCUUGUUGUUUGAUUGUUUUCUUUCCGAGUUUUGUAACCGAACUGAUUUCACAGUUCCAUGGAUAAUGCUGCUGGAGUUUAUACA
This is a messenger RNA of Eutrema salsugineum, 701 nucleotides long. RefSeq names its product phosphatidyl-N-methylethanolamine N-methyltransferase. Gene Ontology annotation, molecular function: S-adenosylmethionine-dependent methyltransferase activity. Gene Ontology annotation, biological process: phosphatidylcholine biosynthetic process. The coding region runs from base 56 to 550 and encodes 164 amino acids. The record is from RefSeq and is a predicted model, not a curated record. Lineage: Eukaryota; Viridiplantae; Streptophyta; Magnoliopsida; Brassicales; Brassicaceae. The transcript is spliced from 2 exons.